This is a messenger RNA of Xyrauchen texanus (razorback sucker), 3328 nucleotides long. Its product is annotated as homeobox protein PKNOX1-like. The record is from RefSeq and is a predicted model, not a curated record. Gene Ontology annotation, molecular function: DNA-binding transcription factor activity, RNA polymerase II-specific; RNA polymerase II cis-regulatory region sequence-specific DNA binding. NCBI's taxonomy places the organism in Eukaryota, Metazoa, Chordata, Actinopteri, Cypriniformes, Catostomidae. Bases 156 to 1469 code for a protein of 437 amino acids. Gene Ontology annotation, biological process: angiogenesis; regulation of transcription by RNA polymerase II. The transcript is spliced from 11 exons.
UGCCUGCGUGCCGUUACGCUGUGACGACAUGGAAGAACUGCGGGUCCCGAUUGCUGCAGCCGCUUGUCAUUGUGACGAAGAUUGGCACUAAGGUUUAGUGGUGCUGAAGCUCUGCUUUAUAGAAUGCCCAAGCGUUUUCCACGGCAACAGUAACUAUGAUGACAUCCCCAUCAAUGUCCAUGGAGGAUUACCAAGAGUCUGAACAGAUGCAAAUGGGGGAACAGACAGCGGGACAAGCAGAAAAGAGAUUGGAAGAAGAGGAGAGAGAAGAGGAGGAGAGCAGCGCAGCACCUUCUGAGCCACAAACUCUUAUGGAGGUCUACAAGACAGCCAUUUAUAGACACCCCUUGUUUCCUCUGUUGGCGCUGCUCUUUGAAAAAUGUGAGCAAUCCACCCAGAGCUCCGAUUGCGUGACCUCGGCCAGUUUCGAUGUGGACAUUGAGAACUUCGUCCGGAACCAGGAGAAAGAAGGCAAGGCUUUCUUCAGCGAAGACCCUGAUUUAGACAAUCUGAUGGUGAAGGCCAUCCAAGUGUUGCGGAUUCACCUGCUGGAGUUGGAGAAGGUGAGUGACCUGUGUAAAGAUUUCUGCAGCCGCUACAUCGCCUGCCUCAAGUCCAAGAUGAACAGUGAAACCCUUCUGAGCGGGGAACCAGGAAGCCCCUACUCCCCAACACAGACACAGCCACCAAGCUCAUUCUCUGGAGCCCUGAGUCCUCAAGGUAUUGUAGUACCAGCAUCUGCCUUACAGCAGAGCAACAUUACCGUCACAGCUUUAAACCCCACACAAGUGGUCACAGGUGGUACAGUAUAUCAGCCCGUUACAGUUGUUACUCCGCAGGGGCAGCUGGUCACACAGACUCUGUCACCUGGAACAAUACGCAUCCAGAACUCACAGCUUCAGCUGCAGCUGAACCAGGAUCUGAGCUUUUUCAGUCAGGAAGAGUGUUCGUCUAAAGCAAAGAGAGGCAUCCUGCCCAAACACGCUACCAACGUCAUGCGUUCUUGGCUUUUCCAGCACAUCGGUCACCCUUAUCCUACAGAAGACGAGAAGAAAAAGAUCGCCCUACAGACCAACCUGACCCUACUGCAGGUUAACAACUGGUUCAUAAAUGCACGGAGACGGAUCCUGCAGCCCAUGUUAGACGCCAGCUCCUCAGACACACCCAAGAGCAAAAAGAAGACGCCCCAGACACGCCCCCUCCAGCGCUUCUGGCCCAACUCCCUUGCCGCCUCUUUCUCCCAGCAACAAGUUACCAUGGAAGACGGUACCAUGGUGACAGUCGGUGUGGGCGAAGAUGGGCUGCAGACGCUCUCAUCGGAUGGAGCUACGCUGGCCAUGCAACAGGUCAUGAUGGGAGGUCACAGUGAGGAGGAUGAUGAUGAGGAAGAUGAUGAUGAAGAUGAAGACAAUGAUCCUUCUCACUCCGACAUGACCAGGCUGGGUCUGGAAACUAGCGACUCGCUGUAGUAUGACCACACACACACACACAUUCUCUGAGAGUGAUGUGGAGAAAGACAUUAAUCAGAGGAGUAUAAGAGCACUAAAAUGAAAGAAUGUGGAAGGAGGUAGGUAGACAUGACGAGAGAGAGACUUUCAAACAAACAAACCUUGGCUGAUGUUUUGAUGGUCGGUCACUACACACAUCCUCAAGUUGUCAAACAGCUUGUUUGGAGUACAGAUAAAGGGCUUUAAGCCAUACACACACACACACACUCUAACGACCCACACAUGCACCUUUAUAGUCAAAAUGAAGAGCACAAGUCUGCAGUCAUUCUCUCUCGCGGUCGAACACAAGCAUAAUUUCCUUAGCCGUGUGCACUUUUUUUGUAUGAUACUGUAAACUUAAAGUGUUCAAAGCACAGUUUGAAAGAAGCAAUGAGGAAGGAAUUUAAAAACAAAUGGUCACCCAAAAAUGUAUAUUCUGUCAUCGUUUACUCGCAUCUUUCCGAUCCUGUAUGAUUUUUUCAUACGCGUUUGGAACAACAUGAUGGUGAGCACUGUAAAUAACGACAGAAUUUAGAUUUUUGGGUGAACUAUGGCUUUAAUGCUGGAUGAUUUGGCUGUAUUUCUCCUAAUCAUCUUGGAUACCUUGACAAUGAGAUUUCGUCUUGCAUGCCUGUGUUUGCUUUAAUUGCCAGGCACCAGGAAAAGAAGGAACUAUUUUUAUAGUACACUGUCAUAAAUGAUUGGUGCCAAUUUUUCAUUUGUUUUUUUUUUCAUUUGCUUGGUUUUCUCUGGUUUGAUAUGUUUUGUAAGGAAUAUUUAUAUAUGAAAAGACACUUUUAAUGUGGUCACCCUGUUUUGGGGGGGGGUUUGGAUUGUGGUAACGAAUUACUUUGUAUAACGAAAUAAAUUCUACAAAGUUAUUGACUAAAGGUGUAGACUCAGAAGCCUUAUGUGAUUACAUGUCUAAUGCCACAAUGUGAGACGCUAUCAUAUUUGUUUAAAAGAUCACUGAUGUCCUGUGCAAUCGAGAUGGAAAACAUUGUCCAAUAAGUUGAUCAUAUUUAUGAUAUUCAAUGCUUGUAAUUGUUGUGUGUCAAAAAUACUUUGUAUUUAUGUACAUUUUUGGCAGAAAGACUCAUUAUUGGUGCAUUCAGCUCCAAAAAUUACAGAUAUUUUCUUUUUUCUCCAGAGUUAUCUCAGACAGUUCCUAAAGAAAUAUGUUCUUAAAGGGACAGUUCACCCAAAAAUGAAAAUUCUCUACAUUUACUCAUACUAAUGCCAUCCCAGAUGUGUAUGACUUACUUUCUUCUGCAGAACACAAACAAAUAUUACUAAAAGAAUAUGUCAGCUCUGUAGGUCCAUACUAUUAUUUACAAAAUAUGCUCACAUGCUCACAAUAGAUUACACAAAAUCUAUCACACAAUGUAAAGCCCUUGAGAUUUGUACUGUUGACCAGUUUGAAUUAUAAAUAAACUUUCUCAGUGUUAUUUUUCGUGCAUGGCAUAUCAAGUUUUUUAAAAGCCAAUUUAGAAUUUGACAUGUUUUGCCCCAGUUUUUGUGCUUCUUUUUUAUGAACUGAUAUUCUUCUUUACAGAUGUCACUUCAUGAAUUGACCUUGUAUAUCCUGUUUUAUUGUUACUUCGCAUAUUCUCUGCUUUAGGCCAUCUUUUCUAAGCGGCUUUUCAUUUGCAGCAAUAGUCUUGUGAUGCCAUCAGUUAGAUGACUAACCCAAAAGCAGACACUCCUCCGUUGGUUCAGCAUGGGGGGUUUAAAUGCUGCUCUUUGGGCUGUGAGCAUUUUUUUUAUUUGCUUCUCUAAAGCACACAGACACACUCAAAUUUGCCUUUCAAACUCUUCAUUUUGUAAUAAAGGACACAUAC